CUAGUGCACAAAAUUUCAAUCAUUGUUCUUUUUGCAUUGCAGGAGCUGGGAGUGAGCACCAAUGCAAACUACAAGAUAACCUUCAUGUUGGAUAGUGCUGCCAUGAUAACUGUGCACACUCCAAGGCGGGGCUUAAUUGAUGUGAAACCUCUAGGAGUUAUAUGGGGCAAAUUUUCAGAGUUUUACAGCAAGAAAAAUACUAUUAUGUUUGAUGACAUUGGUCGAAAUUUUCUGAUGAACCCACAGAAUGGACUAAAGAUAAAACCCUUCAUGAAGGCACAUUUAAACAGAGAUAAAGAUAAAGAGCUUUUAAAACUUACUCAGUAUCUCAAGGAAAUAGCAAAAUUAGAUGACUUUUUGGAGUUGAACCACAAACACUGGGAAAGGUACCUCUCAAAGAAACAAGGACAAUAAUUUUAAUUUUGUGAUGCUGAAACCAAACAGAAGAUAGAGAUCCUUUGAUCUUGUAUAAGCUAGAAUAAAGUAGUGCUGGACACUGACUUAAUCCACCUGAGUGACUCUUAUACCUGGCCUUUUGGUUUGUUCUGGUCUCUCAUGAAGAUCAGUGCUGACAAAUAAAGGAAAAGAAACCUCGGAGAUAACCUUAUCUCUGAAGCUAUGUAGAACAAUCUCCUUGUUACUGCUAUUGUAGUAUUGCCAAAAGUUUGAAGAUUGUAUUGUUUUUCAGGGGGUGGGGGAUGGAAAAUAAUUAUUCAGUCUAUCAGUACUGUAAAUCUAUUUCCAAAUUCUGAUCUUGACCAUGGAGCCAGUUUUUUUUUUGUAUUCUCAGUUUGAGAAACAAGUACAUUUCAUGUUAUGGUAUUGAAGUUUAUGAAUUGUCUGAUUAUGUAAUGAUUUGUUAAGUGUUCCUUUUGUUCAGGAAAGCACUAUCAAGAGGGAAAUAUAUUGUCAUGCACAAAUCUGAAUGACAAGAUCCUUUAUAUAAAAUGUUUCAAAUAAGAGGAUUUAACCCUGAAGAAAACCAGGAUUAACUUCUUAAAAGAUGAACAUUUGUUGUUCUGUUCUAAACCAAUCUUCAGGAUACAAGUGCUGUCAGUGAAAACAUUUAGCAACAGUUGUUCUAAAGCAUUGCAUAAUUUGUGCUGCUUUGGCCCACAAUGUGGAAGUAUGAUAAAUAUCGACCGAUAGUCCCUCACUGUGCUAUUCUUAUGCUCAAAAGCAGGUUGCCUGUUUCAAAUUAAGAUAACAGAAUAGUUCUGAAGAAAGUAGAACAGGCAUGCUAAUAUGAAAAAUGAUAAUAAAUACAUUUCUUAAAA
Messenger RNA from Notechis scutatus (mainland tiger snake), 1277 nucleotides. The record is from RefSeq and is a predicted model, not a curated record. NCBI's taxonomy places the organism in Eukaryota, Metazoa, Chordata, Lepidosauria, Squamata, Elapidae.